AUGCAUCUUGGAACUUAUAGAGGUCAGCUGGCCCAUUUAACCCUCAACCUCUCUGGAGAGAGAAUGGCCUUUGGUUUGGAAAGCAAAAUCACCCUAUUUGGGAAAAGGAGGUUAUCACCAGCCCACCUGGAUGCCCACCCCAGGGCAGGAAUGAUACGACAACAGUCUUUAUCUGUAAGAAGUGCAUUAACCUCAUGCCAGCCCGAACACAUCACUGCAGCAUCUGCAAUAGCUAUGGAAGCUGGGACCUUUUCCAGGAGGCUUAUGCUGCCAUCAAGACUUGCCACCAGACCCCACCACCCACUUUCUCCUUCCGAGGGAGUGACUCCCAAGAGUCUUGCCUGCCUCUGGUUCCUGUGCAGUUCUGUGGCACUUGCCCUGGCUGCCCUAACUCUAUGGCAGGCCGUGCUCAUCAGUCGAGGUGAGACUGGCAUCUCAACAAGGCACAUCAGCAAGUAG
Molecule: messenger RNA, 459 nt
Organism: Rangifer tarandus platyrhynchus (Svalbard reindeer)
Lineage: Eukaryota; Metazoa; Chordata; Mammalia; Artiodactyla; Cervidae
Source: the annotation of a GenBank genome assembly